UUGCAAAACCGUCAAGAGGCUUUCUUACUGUGAGACUUCUGCUCGAAAAUGCCGGGUCUGACGAUUGGCGACACCAUUCCAAACCUGGAAGUCGACUCCACCCAUGGCAAAAUCAAGCUACACGACUUCAUAGGAGAUAGCUGGAUUAUCAUCUUUUCUCACCCAGGGGAUUUCACCCCUGUAUGCACGACGGAGCUCGGGAAGAUAGCGGCUUACGCCGAAGAGUUCGUGAAGCGAGGGGUGAAGCUCUUGGGCCUGUCAUGCGACGAUGUUCAAUCUCACAACGAGUGGAUUAAGGACAUUGAAGCAUACACUCCAGGGUGCAAGGUGAAGUAUCCGAUAAUAGCGGACCCGAAAACGGAGGUCAUCAAGCAGCUCAACAUGGUGGACCCGGAUGAGAAAGACUCCAGUGGAAACCUGGUCCCAUCUCGAGCUCUGCAUAUCGUCGGACCCGACAAGAAGGUUAAGCUAAGCUUCUUGUACCCAGCUUCAACAGGGAGGAACAUAGACGAGGUGUUGAGGGUGGUGGAGUCCCUCCAGAAAGCAGCUAAGCACAAGGUGGCUACUCCAGCUAACUGGAAGCCUGGAGAGCCUGUUGUCAUUUCACCCAGCGUCUCCAACGAACAGGCCAAGGAGAUGUUCCCUCAAGGCUACACAACUGUUGAUCUUCCCUCCAAAAAAGACUACCUCCGUUUCACCAACGUUUGAAAAAAGAAGAAGAAGAAAGCUCUCUUUCUGGGUUUUAUGUCUGUUUUGGAUUGUGAAGAACAAUGCUUACUGCUAGUAUGGUUUAUGUAGUAACGUAUGUUUAUGUAUGAAAAUACACUUGUAUCUAUUUAAAUGUUUAGGUGUUCUGUUACUUUGCGGUAUGCAGAGUAACCUAUUACUAUCACCUUAAUGUGGUGUAAAACUCA
Molecule: messenger RNA, 914 nt
Organism: Magnolia sinica
Lineage: Eukaryota; Viridiplantae; Streptophyta; Magnoliopsida; Magnoliales; Magnoliaceae
Product: 1-Cys peroxiredoxin
Exons: 4
Coding region: 49-708 (219 amino acids)
Biological process (GO): cellular oxidant detoxification; cell redox homeostasis
Cellular component (GO): cytosol; mitochondrion
Molecular function (GO): peroxiredoxin activity
Source: RefSeq, a predicted model, not a curated record